AUGAUGGAAAACAAAAAGUCCUUUAUGCUGGACGAGGAGGAAAAUUCGAUCAUAUUUAGUCUUUUAGGUCGAAAAUGCCUUACGCUUUCUACUGCCGUCGUUCAACUUUUGGUGACUUUGCCUCCGCAGCACAUCAAAUGGAAUCACAAGUGUACUGGGGUGGUGUGCUUUGUCAAGGAUAACCCGAAACGUUCUUACUUUAUAAGGGUUUAUGAUAUUGAGAAAAGAGAAAUUGUUUGGGAGCAAGAACUGUACAGCACUUUUGAAUACAAAGAACAACGAUCAUUUUUUCAUACAUUUGAAGCUGACAACUGCAUGGCUGGUCUUAACUUUUCUAAUGAAAAUGAGGCACGCCAUUUUGCUGAUACAGUUAAAGGAAAGUUGCAGAAUAGACUUGCCAGACGACAUGACAAGAAACCAAAUCACAACGCAAUGCAACCAAACAUUCAGCCAACGGAACGGGGGCUUAUCAUGCCCGCAAAGCCCAUCGAAACAAAAAGUUCUUCAAAGGAAAACCGAAAACAAGGGAAAAAGAAAGUCACAAAAGAGGACAUCGGCAUGCCCACCAACUUUCAGCAUAUUCAUCAUAUUGGUUGGAAUUCCCAAACUAACCACUUUGAAGCCAACAAGGAAAUUUUCAACGAUACGAACUUAUUGACUUUCCUUCAAUCGGCUGGUGUUACCCAGGAUCAACUGCAGGACAAAAACACUGUUAAAUUUAUUUAUGACUUUUUGGAUCAACAUGGUGGUCGUGACAAGGCCCUUGCUGAGAUUGAGAACCCGCCGCCUCCUCCUCAGAUGCCUCCGGUGGCGUAUCCUACUUAUAAUCACAGCAAAAGCAAUGGCAGUCAUCUCCACAAGCCUGCACAAGGUGGACUUCCACCGCCUCCAGUGAUGAUUCCACCGCAAGCACAGCAAAAGCCUGCAGCGCCUUCUAUUCCUGCAGCGCCUUCCUCUGCUAAUGCCCUACCUCCGGUAUCCUCCGGUUCCAAUGAUGGUCACUCGGCCUUGAUGGAAGCAAUUCGCAAAGGAUCCACUUUGAAUCACGUUGAGCCAACAGACACUUCUUCAAACUCAAGCGGCGGUGGAGGCGGAGAGGACAUUCGAGAUCAACUUAUGAAUCAAAUUCGACAGGGAGUCGGCCUGAGAAAGGUCGAGCCUAAUGCCAACAAGGCUGAAGUGAGCAAAACGCCUACCAGCGGCUUGGCCGGGGCGCUUGCCCGUGCACUACAGGAGAGAUCUCGUGCAAUUAAUCAGACGGAUGAUUCGAGUGAUUCCGACUCGCAUAGUUCUGACGACGAAUGGGACUAG
Messenger RNA from Rhagoletis zephyria (snowberry fruit fly), 1311 nucleotides. The record is from RefSeq and is a predicted model, not a curated record. Lineage: Eukaryota; Metazoa; Arthropoda; Insecta; Diptera; Tephritidae.